GAUGAAUAUUCGCGAGAAUUGUUAUUACCAUAUCCGUCUAUUGACGUUGUCCUAAGUAAUUUGGUACUGUCAUAAAUCAAGGAGCCAAGGAAACACCUUAAUCUUUCAAAGUAUUUAUUAGUUGUACGCAAAGAUCAAAGAUGAAUCAAACGCAAAGACUGAACUUAACACUUCUCGUGUAUGUCUUACUUCGUGGGUUUAUAGACGGUUGUGAAAUUUCAUUUAUCCUGCCAACUGCGUUGUACUAUAUUAAAUCGUUGGAGCAAACCAAAGAAUUUAUGGCCUUAGUCGUGGUAUCAUAUGAUCUCAGUGCACUUAUCACAAUGCCUUUGAUUGGACGUAUUGCAGACCGCUUUGGUCGAGUCGAUAUAUUGGUUGUCUUGUGUAUUGUAUUAAAAGUUUUGGGUAAUUUGUUAUAUUCGAUCAACACAAAUGCUGCGUUCCCAUUGGUUGGAAGAAUAAUUAGCGGAAUUGGGCAAGCCUCUAACGGUUUGCUGUUUCGUCAGAUUUCAUUGUACAUACCAGAAAAAAGACGAGCUGGUAUAUUUGUCAUUGCUGAUGGAGCUUACUGUUUGGGAACAACAUUUGGGCCUGCGAUUGGAACCUUUGUUGUAUUUAGCACAAAUAUAUUUGGUUGGAAGAUUAAUGCUGGCAACUCACCUGGAAUUAUAUUAUUUUUUACUUGGUCUAUUUUCCUUAUAUGGUCACUUUUCUUAUCAAGCAAAUUUGAUGUGAAGGAAGAAUGGGUAAAAGACGAAGUAUUAUUGGAAGAGUUUAAAACACUGAGUGAUCCGAACGAAGUUGCACCUGCUAUUAAUCAUGGUGCAGGUCAACAUAAACAAUCUGCUGAAUUAUGGAAUGAUUGUAAUUCCACUGUACUUUGUUUGUUUUUUUUAGUAUUUAAUAGUGAAGCUUUCUCAAGCAUAUCAUUAUUUUCGACACCACUUUUCGCACAAGAAAUUUUGCAUUUGCAGCUCAUUCACGUCAAGUUAUAUUUCCUGAACUGCUCACUCACAAACUUCGGUCUUUUCUUAGCAACUUACAUCUCGUCCAAUUAUUUUGAAGAGCGAAAUAUUGUCGUAUUCUAUGUUAUACUUCAGGUCAUCGCUCUACCGUUGUUAACCUGUUUGAGUAUUACUUGGAUGGACUUCAACAACAGUCAAUACUAUAUUUUGUUGUCAUACAUCAUGCUAGGCUCUCCGUUUUUAAUAUUUUCACAAUGUUGCUCUUUGUUAUCAAAAAUCACCCAUCCAACGAAUGCUGGAUUCUUUCAAGGUGUUUCAGUUGCCACUAUUCAUAUUGCAUAUACUGUAAGUCGUAUACUAAUGAGUUUUGCAUUUACACGCAUUGGGAUGAUCUAUUUUAGUUUUGGCCUUAUUGUAAUGUGGUUUAUUGGUGCUGUUUGGUAUUUUUUUGCAUACCGCAAGUUGACUGUACAUGAAGAGCGUUGUAGAAAGCAGUAAAUAAAUUUCUCGAUCAUCAUGCA
Messenger RNA from Xenia sp. Carnegie-2017, 1486 nucleotides. RefSeq names its product tetracycline resistance protein, class H-like. The record is from RefSeq and is a predicted model, not a curated record. Gene Ontology annotation, biological process: transmembrane transport. Gene Ontology annotation, molecular function: transmembrane transporter activity. The transcript is spliced from 2 exons. The coding region runs from base 141 to 1463 and encodes 440 amino acids. Lineage: Eukaryota; Metazoa; Cnidaria; Anthozoa; Malacalcyonacea; Xeniidae.